GGCAAAUUCUGAAACAGACCCAAACCGUGCACGCUGGUUGAGCUUUAUAAGUGAUUGAAAAGUGUUUUCGUUCAAGACUGUUGCCAUCAAGUAAGUUAGCUUCGCCAUUCAAUGAAUGAAGUGGAACCCUGGCGGAUAUUUGCCAUGGCUCUGAUGCUUGCAAACGAUGGCCGCUAAAGACCCAGAUCUUCAAGUGUUGACCUUAAACGAGGUUCGAGGAACUCGUCGUCGACCUACGGCUCCUUCUAUGCAGCCCCAAGCACCUCCAAGUCGUUCGCAAACUUGUCCCCGAAGAGGUCGUUUGGGCUGUUUUCGCUUGUGGACGUCCAUGACCUUUAGUGCUAUUGGAGUGAUCACAGUAUUGAUUGUCUAUUUGGUGGGAUGUGCCAUCAUUUUUAAGAGUAUCGAAAGUCAUUCCAAUCGGCAAGUGCACUUGAAACACCGCCACCACCAUGACCGUGAGGAAGGAUAUUUGAAGUCAGGACACAUAAUCCGGGAUGAGUAUUCUAACGACGUGCUCAGUCUGGAGGUGCAAGAACAACAGCACCUGCGCGAGGCCAGGGAGCUCCGACAACAAUUGGUGGAGCAUCUUUGGAAGAUCACAGAGGAGCUCAACAUUCUCUACAAAGACAAUUGGACAGCCUUGGCUAACCGAGAGGUGAUCAAGUUUCAAAAAGGUCUGCUCAACAACGGAAUGUGGAGGCCUUCUAGUUUGGGAGGGGCUAGAGGGGAUGAAGCUGAUUAUCAGUCUGUGCCCAUGGAUCACAGACGAAACGAGAUCCAGGUGGUGUUGGCUAAUGCUGAAAGGGAAGCUGAAGGCGCGCCUCUCGAUGGACCAGCCCAACCCAGGGAACCAGGGGUAGCGCUGGCCAGAUUCACGUGGAACUUUUUCUCCUCCUUCCUCUACUCGCUGUCUUUGGUAACGACCGUGGGAUAUCCUCAGCAAGUUCCGGAGACGAGUAUGGGCAAGAUUCUGACCAUGAUUUGUGCUCUGCUGGGAAUUCCCUUGCUUCUCAUCUAUUUGGUCAUUGUGGGGAACUGUCUCGCGGGGCUCUUUAGUCGUUUCUACGGCAAGCUAUGUUGCCAGUGUUGCCUUCGAUCAUCAUCCAAACGAUUGCCAUCCUCGUCCUCGUGCGGUCGAGACGAAUUUGAUUUGAGUGACUUUGACAGUGUGGGUGGGAGCAGUGUGACCUCGCGGUCCUCCGCCCAUCAUGCCUCCUUCCGUGAUGGAGUCGAAGGACGUCGUCGAGGCCAAAUGCGGAGGGACUCGAGUGGCCUUCCUGUAUCUUCAUCGACAUCUCUCAAUGGCAAAGAUAUGACUUCCUUCCCUGACUCGGCCUCCUCAUCACGGGGUCCUCAGACCAAAAACGGAGAUCGCCGCCAUCACCAUCAUAGUAAUCAUGAUGAGGAUCAUCAUCAUCAUCAUCAAGUUCCGGGUUGGAUGUGCUUCAUCCUGAUUAUUGCUUACGUCUGCGGAUCUGCUAGCCUUUUCUCGGUCUUCCAAGGUUGGGAAUGGCUCGAGAGUGUGUUCUUCUGCUUCACUCUACUCGCAACUAUUGGUUUUGUCGACGUACCUGCCACUCGAUCGGGUCAAAUGGCAACUCAAAAAGGGUCCAAACCGGAGAUUGAUGGACUUUUUGUGACGAUGUGCACACUGUAUCUGCUUGUGGGCUUGGCUCUUGUUUCGAUGGGGAUCACAAUUUUGAUACAUUCCUGGACACAUACCACUUUUGCCACUAUUGUCUCCUCGUGUGCCACUGGUGGACAAGGAUCUCAAGGUGCUCGUCUUUUGGACCAUGAGGCCACUCUCGACUAUAGUGAAGGACCCUCUUGACAAAAGGCCAAGCCUGGAAUCAUCCAGCAUGACUCGAACAAAAAAACAUCUGACGGGGCGGCUUCAUUGUCCAAAGAGACGUCCCUUGAGCAUUUUCCAAUUUCAGGGGCCUCGCGUCAAUCCUCCUCGCAGUUGGCGGAGCGGACUAAAAUCAUGGUUUCCAACGAUAAAGUGGCCCAUCCCGGCGGCGGUGACCAGUUAGCCCAAGAUAACCUCAUCAUUCCCUCUGCCCAGAGCUCAUCAACUUUUAUACCCAUUGUACCAGCUCAUUCAUCAUCCAGUACCUCCCGAGUCUUUCAGCCCUUGGUCCAAGGCUCACGCCAACCCGGGGAUGAUUCAUCGUUUCAAACCUUCAACAAACCAUUAUUGCCGGAACCGAAUGUAGUUCCAGGAAAUCAUUUAGGAUCCCUCUCCUCGUCUCGGCCAAAGUCAGCCACACUCACAAGAAGUGGGAGAAUGUCCGCAGAUCCAUUCCCUCUGGAACACAGCCAGUUCGUUCACCCCAGGGGACACCAGAGUGUAGCUCUGAACGCACUUGACUUGGAUCCAUUGGACUUGCGCAACAUCGAUCCCACGUUAGCCAAGCAAAUAUUAGAUGAAAUCAAGAGCGGGGCCGAUAUCGAGCCAGUGCUUACCAAGUUCCAAGUGAUACAGGCCUCGACCAAGCGAAGAGAGAGUGCCAUUGGGCUCUCGAGGAAAACCCCGGAGCCUCUUAACCCGGUAACCCAAUUCGGAUCGAGACGAGAGAAAACCGUCACUUUCCGCGAUGAACCGGCCGGAGUAAGUGGCGCCAUUGCGGCCACCACACUCACUUCGGCCAUCAACAGCACCCCGUUCUCGGA
Molecule: messenger RNA, 2676 nt
Organism: Tigriopus californicus
Lineage: Eukaryota; Metazoa; Arthropoda; Copepoda; Harpacticoida; Harpacticidae
Exons: 4
Coding region: 167-1834 (555 amino acids)
Biological process (GO): stabilization of membrane potential; potassium ion transmembrane transport
Cellular component (GO): membrane
Molecular function (GO): potassium ion leak channel activity
Source: RefSeq, a predicted model, not a curated record